Adineta ricciae is the source of this 1761-nucleotide messenger RNA. The record is from the annotation of a GenBank genome assembly. Lineage: Eukaryota; Metazoa; Rotifera; Eurotatoria; Adinetida; Adinetidae.
AUGGCUUUACCCAGUAGAAAUUCCAAUCGACAUAAUUUCUUGAUGGAUAUUUAUAAUGAACUUCAACUAAUAUACAAACAGAAUGGUUUCACUGCAUUACAAAAGAAAUGUAAAGAAUUCGAAGAUAAAUAUCCUGAUUUUAAUUUUAAAGAAUGUUAUUUUCCUGCAAAAUUUAACGCGUCUAUACAUAAAAUUGAUUCUUCUUCUGUUCGUAAUUAUCUGCAUUUGCUACCUGAUCAAGAUCCUAAUGUUCAUUUAAGAAGUUUAAUACCGGUAAAUAUAUCAAAUGAUGGAAGUGUUCUAUUCCGAGCUAUAGUAACAUUACUUGGAUUUUCAUUAGAGGAAGAUGUGUUGGAUUUACGAAUUCAGUGUCUUAUUGAUAUACUUUGCAACUUGCAUAAUUAUGCGUACGAUCAUCCAGAUUUAUUAGCAUCUCUAUUCGAUUCAGAAGAAGCAAAUCAAGGACGAUGGUCAAGUCUUGUAUACGAACGAGCGCAAAUGGAUGUACCUAAUGUAAUAACAGUGAUUACACUUAUCAGUCUGGCUAAAUUGAUUAAAAUGCCUAUUCAAUCUGUAUAUUUACCGAUAUCAACAGAAGAAUUAACAAAUAAUGUCGACCAUAUCUAUAAGAAAUUAAAUAGAAUUUUCUAUCCAUUCGAAGAACAAGAACAGUCCAAAAGAACAACAUAUAAACCUAUUAUUAUACUUUGGUGGCGUACAGAAACUGAUACAAUUCAAUAUCCAAAUCAUGUAAUACCUUUACUCGUACAGAAUGAUAAUAAUUCAAAUAUAAAAUUAUCAUCAUUGUCAUCCAGUCAAUCAACUGUUAAAAGAACGACUAGUAUACAACCACAAAUUAUGCAUAAUUCUCUAAUGAUACGAGCUCGUGGUACUUUUAUUCUCAUUAUUACACAUAUGGAUAAUAAUAAGAAAGAUGCUGAAAUAGUUAAACAAAUCAUUAAUAAUAUAAAGACGGCAAUUAUCGAACUUAUAAAAAUAGUUGCACAAAGAGCACAACCACAUGAUAUUAUUGAAAUAUACUUGUAUGAUGAAAAAGGUUCAAAUAUUCUACUUAUACUUUCAUGCAAUGCUAAUACUGCUGAAACUGAUGAAAAUUUUGAUCGCAUUAAUGCAAUUAAAUUCAACAUAUUUACGUCUAUUAAUAUCUCUGACUGCAUGUCUGCAUUUCUAGAUAAAAUAGCAAGACAGUCAACGUAUUAUCGUGAUGUAUUUUUAGUCGUCGCUAGUUCAUAUAUAUGCUCAAUUCAAGGAUCGUACGAAAGUUCAAUUGCUCGCUAUCUUCAAUCAAUGCGAAGUGUCAAUUUUCACCUUAUUAUAUCCUCAGAUCAGUCGGCAUCUGAAAAAGAAUCUCUUGGUUUUUUUAGAAUUCCGCAAGUUUAUUCUAUACAGAUGGCUCAUAAUUCUUAUGAUAUUCAUCAUCGUUUAAUCAUCAUGUAUGAAAAAAAUCAUUCUUCACAACAAACCGAAAAGUUAGAAAGUACAUUUAUUGAUACGAAUAUUGAUAUUAACGUCGAACCAAUACUAGUUCGCAAGACUAUUCAUUAUAAAGAAAUAAUCAACUCGAUUGACUCCGUUUCGGAAGAACAUGAGAGAGUUCCAGUCAAAUCACCUGAACUUACUACUAAUCGGAAGUCAAAAAUUCAGUGUGAGUCGAAUAAUAUUGCUGCUACCUCAUCUCUCAAUUCAAAUACAAGCAAACAUGUAUUCAAACCUAUUGAAUUUUCAUUUUCUCCUCGAUGA